This is a messenger RNA of Epinephelus moara (kelp grouper), 4565 nucleotides long. RefSeq names its product protein phosphatase 1, regulatory subunit 16A (gene ppp1r16a). Bases 1042 to 2769 code for a protein of 575 amino acids. The record is from RefSeq and is a predicted model, not a curated record. The transcript has 11 exons. Gene Ontology annotation, cellular component: cytoplasm. NCBI's taxonomy places the organism in Eukaryota, Metazoa, Chordata, Actinopteri, Perciformes, Serranidae. Gene Ontology annotation, molecular function: enzyme inhibitor activity; protein binding; phosphatase regulator activity.
CGCAGGUCCGGUUGUUAUGGUGAAGCAUUUCCCCUGAGGGCUGGAGGAGCAGGAGCAGGGUCAGGAGCAGCAGUUGAUUCAGUUACACAGCCGCAGGAGCUACUACUGUCACUCAGCUCAACAGUUGCAGACAGAAGACGAUGCGGGACAAAUCAUUGAAACCUUGGUUCCCAGCUCAUGGCCUUUGAAGACCUGCCAAAAAGUGCACCAACAACAACAAGUUGACUUUGCAACAGUCUCCACUCAGCAUCAUGGGAUACCUGAAUCUUGUCACUGCAUUAACAAAGUAGGCCUUGUGUGAAUCUUGCAGGUGCCCCUUUUUAUUGUUGCCUAAACUCCCCAGUUCUUCCAACCUUGCGGAUUUGUCAUUUACUGCCAUCAUAUUCUCACCAUGGAUUCUCAAAGACUUGCCCCUCUGUUGGAUUCAAGUCGUGGCCACAGUCACUACCACUUUGGAUUCGAGGCUCAGAUGGAUCAUCCAACCUGGAGAAUAGUUUGACUCUGCAGUUCUAGCUCCAUCUUUGCAUUCUCUGUCUCUUUCCAUAAGUGGCCAAGUUACCAACAGUUGAUAUGGAUGGGAGGACUGACAGUUGGUUACAAAGCACAGCUUGGAUGAUAAGGUUUUGGACAUCUUUCUCUCUGAUUUUUUCCAUGGCGCGAUAAGAGUCUGUCAUCUGAAAGAUGGGAAAGAGACAUUGCAACCAUUUUCUGUGUUGCUUACUUCUGAAAUCAUGGAGAUAUCCGUCACCUGAUUGCACAACUUAAGUUCUUUUCUUUCAUCAUACUCUGGAUAUCAUUGUUGCUUGCUUGAUUUUUUCCCCCCAGAUAUUUACGUAUAAACUGCAGCAUCUGUCUGUGCUCUCCCACAGGCCCUAACGUAGGCCUGUUUGGCCUUACAGAGGGGCCUUUUUAAGAGGCACAAGGAGGUAUAAGAGACAUUUGGAAACCUGAAACUUUUAUUUAAUAUCUUUUUGGACUAAAAGAAACAAAGAGGAACAGAGAAGCGAAGCCAUCGGGGACAGGUCGUAGUGUUGUUGAGGCAUGGCAGCAGAGCACAGCGAGCUGUUGGCUGAGAUGUCCACAGUCGGACGUCUGAGUGCCACCGAGCGCCUGAAGCACGCCCAGAAGCGGCGCGCUCAGCAGCUGAAGGCAUGGGCGCAGAUGGAGAAGGAUGCAGCACGAGGGUCAAGGGCCAAAGCAGACAAGAAGAAGGCACGCACCACCAAAGUGACAUUCCCCAAAGCCGUCACCCUGCUAGAUGCAGCGGCACGCAAUGACCUGGAGGAGGUGAGGGAGCUGCUUAACAAUGGUGUCAGCCCAGAUCUGGUCAACGAGGAUGGACUAACAGCCCUACAUCAGUGCUGCAUUGAUGACUUUGUGGAGAUAGUGCAGUGCCUGCUGGACGCUGGUGCCUGUGUGAAUGCCUGUGACAGCGAGCUGUGGACACCGCUGCAUGCUGCCGCCACCUGUGGACACACUGGGUUGGUGCAGCUCCUGAUUCAGGCUGGGGCUGACCUGCUGGCUGUUAAUGCGGAUGGCAACAUGCCCUAUGACCUCUGUGAGGAUGAGGCCACCCUUGAGCUGCUGGAGAUGGUUAUGGCUGAACAGGGGAUAACUCAGGACCGUAUAGAUGAAUGUCGAGGGGCUAAAGAGGUGGCCAUGCUGGCUGACAUUCGGGCUCUGGUUCAGAGUGGAGCAGACUUGAAUGCACAGGACGCUAAUGGCACAACACUGCUCCAUAUAGCAUCUGCUAACGGCUACGUGUCCGUGGCGGAACUGUUGCUCGAGCACAGAGCUCAGGUGGAGGUGAAGGACUCUGAUGGCUGGACGCCGCUACACGCCGCCUCCUGCUGGGGACAAAUCCAAAUGGUGGAACUGUUGGUGGCCCAUGGAGCCAGUUUAAACGCCAAGUCUGUCCUGGAGGAGACGCCCCUGGAUGUCUGUAUGGAUGAAGAGGUCAGAGCCAAACUGAUGGACCUGAAGCACAAACAUGAUGCCAUCAUGAAGAGCCAGGACCGGCAGAAGGGCACACUGCAAAGACGAGCCUCUAGUACUGGCAGCAGAGGUAAGGUGGUGCGUCGUGUCAGUGUGAACGAGCGCUCCAGUCUGUACCGACGGGAGCACCACAAAGAGGCCAUGGUGUGGCAGGAGCGCGGCCGACAGCCAGAGCCACAGGACGAUGAUGAGGACAGGCAAACAGACAAUGAGCUGCACCAGCAUGCCACCAUGGUUGCUGGAGGUGGAGCCACGUCACGUUUAGAGGAACUGGAGGCUGCAGACAGGAAAAUUAUGUCCAGCCUAGGUAACGGAGGGACCUCUGUUUCUCUGGCCUCCUCUGUGCCUGGUGAGUUGUGGAGUGGUGGAGGUCUAAUGGAGCGCAGCGCCUCCUACCAGCUCAGCCCUGCAUCAGGAGCAGGGUUAGGGUCUGGGUCUGCGGAGGGAGAGGGGGCAGACAGUAUGACUCGGGAGAAAUCACACCACACCCUGGCUGACCUGAAACGCCAGAGGGCAGCUGCCAAGCUCAAUAAGUACCCAGCGCCUCCCCCGCCGCUGCCCCCUCCCUUAGAGGAGGAGCCUUCUGUCACAGCGGUUGAGGUGACACCCACUCAGGCCCAGCCAGAGCUCCAAAUCACCCCCGGUGCAGAGGAGGUAGCUUCCCCGAGCCAGGUGUACUUCACCCCAGCCAGUGGAGACCCCCCGCUGUUGAAACUCAGAGCACCUGAGGAGGACCAGUCUAACAAUAAGGAGCCUUGCUGUGGACUCAUGUAGACAGCCUGACACACACACACACACACACACACACACACUGCCUACAGAGUAGAGAAGCUGAGCAUUUUACACUCCAAAGUGGCAAAAUCUUUUCAAAUCAGACAUGCUUGAAUUGAAUCAUUGAAGACUGCAAGUUUAGGCCACCUGCCAAUGAGGGUUUGAUCUACACUGCAUCUCAGUGAGCUGAAGUGCAAUCUUUGUGCGUCUUUGCAUAUCUUUUUUUCAAAUCAAUACAAUACAGGCCUUUGCACACGAAGUCCAUUUUUUUGGAUGCACCUUGCACACUGAUUCUGAUGCCUUUUAUCAUUCUAUUCGUUGUGAAAAUUCGCAAUACAUGACAACAGAGACUCAUUUCCUCCUUUGCCUCUCUCCACUGGAGUCACCUAUCUGACCGUCACCACUCCCUCCCUGUCUUUCAUUUGGCACCGCAGCUGCAUGAAGGGGCGGAACUGUCCUCCACAUUCUGUGUGCGGUCCACACCCUCCUCCUCUUUAUCGUCACCCCCUGAAUAUUAUGACCUGAGCUGUUGAACACGACUCAUCUGAGUUAUGAAAUGAUUGUGUGCGCCCUGUUCCUCUGUCUUGUUGCAGCUGUGUCCCGCCGCCACGGACAAAAGUUUCGGCCCCAGUGUGCAAACAUAAUUGACACGCUGUGAAGUUGCAUUUAUUUUUAGACGUGUGACAAUUUCGGACGAAAAAAAAAAAAACGACUCGGUGUGCAAAGGCCUUUCACUAAAGGUCCUGGAUGUGUUGGAUGUCAGGUGUCCAUCUAGUGACUCAGAUCUAAAGAUUCCAGUUUUGCAAGAUUUACUUUCCUGAAUCUUUGUUCUUUACUUAAUUUAUCUCUCGUUCUAAAACUCAGCUGUUGAUGGACAUUUCAUUGAAAAGCCUUAGAAUCAUGUAAAAGUUGAAUGAUCCAGGUGAAGCUGAAUGAAAUAGCAGUUCAGGAUGAUUUGUUUUAAAUUAAGAAUGAGGUUCAAGUUCUGUUUCCUUUUCUGAGUGCUAUGAGGGGUACGUGAUCUACAUUUACACACACUUACAUUAUAAGCCAGAGGUUUUGUGUUGGUUGGGAGGUUGCUUGGUCAUGAUAUUUUCAGUUUAGCUACUCUGGAUUUACAUUUACACAAAGAUGAGAACAAGGACUGUUUCCUCACUUGAUUUUUUUUCUUCUUCUUGAACAGAAAGUACACUGCAAUUUUUUUUGUUACUUUUCCAAUGCACAGAAAAGCCUACAUUUCAAUAUUGUAAUGGUGCAAUUUGUAAAUUAAGUGUUUGUCUCUAAAAGACUAUGAGAUCAUCUAUAUUUAAAUCAGCUGAUAAUUUACCUAGCCCAUCAUUAUCACUUCUAUAUUUCUAUUUUUCUGUCAGUAUUUCUAUUUUUCUACCCUCUGAAAUGAAUCACAUCACUUAUUCUAUCUGAUCCUGAAUAUGGUUGACGGUGUACAGUUCAUUUUUUAAAGAUAAAAGCGUGAAGGCAAGAUAUUUAUCAAAGAUGAUAUAUAGUUUUGAUGUAAAACCAAGUAAGCUUGUCAUAUGAUAUUUUGUCAAAGGUUGGUGCCUUCUUUAGGUGGCAGAUUUGAUAUAGGUUUGCAACGCUUGCACAAAGUCCCACAUGUAAGUUUGGUGAGCAGUGGGAUAAAAUGAUCCAUCAGACAUGGACUCCAGCAUGGUGUGCUGUCAGUGCACUCUAAUUUCUGUAUUGCAUUUCAGUUUUGUUAGUGAUUUUUACUGAGCCCUGUUUAGAAAAACAAAACAUAAAAAACAUUAUGUUUUCACAAAUGAUUUUUGUAUUCAUUU